UUCAUUGGCAUUCGCCAGUUUUUAACUAGAACACACCAAAAGUCGACCCAAGUCCUGUAAUAAAAAACCUUCGGUCUGAGCUAAUACGCGCAAACGUCGGAACACCAAGGCUUAUUGAUAUUUACAGAAUUGUAAUGCUGGACUUUUCAGAUGCCUGAUGCUAAAAUUAGUCACAUUUUGUCAUUCAGUAGUGAAGAUUCAACGCACGUUGCUGAGAAUCUGCUAAAGCAAGAGAACGCCCGUAAAUGGAACUGCGCGAAUGCAGGAGAAAAGACGGCGUCGGUGAUUUUGCAGCUUGAAAAGGCGACGAAGAUAGAAGGCAUUGAUAUAGGCAACGAUGGCUCAGCAUUUGUAGAGGUACUUGUCGGUCGUUCUGGUUCACAAAAUUCUGAUGGUGACUAUGAGGUACUGCUAGUGACGUCAUCAUUUAUGAGUCCUUCAGAGAGCAAGUCUGGUGCGAACAAGAGCAGAGUUAAGAUGUUUGGAAAGCAAAUGCUAUCAAAGGUAACUGUUGAUCAGAAGUGGGAUCGAGUGAAGAUCAUUUGCACGCAACCAUACAACAAGAAUGUGAAGUAUGGAUUGGUGUUUGUACGCCUGCAUGGGCCACCGGACGAAUCAGAUACAACAAACACAACAAAUAAACAGCAAGUCACAUUCGGUGCGUUCAAACUGCGUGAUGAUGUUGAUACGGCUAGUCUACGUGUUGGCUCGCUGUUUGAAAGCCAGAAGGCUUCGUCGCCCUUAAAACUCUCUGUAGCUGCUUCUGCAAGAGCCGCAUCGAUGUUGAGUGAUUCUUCAUCUUGUGUAAGAGAAACUGUGUCGACAAAGACAAUGGAAAGUGUGGAAAGGCCAGUGAAAAUUUUGGGUGAGGCAAGUGUGAAUAAGGCGAGUGCACACAAGGCAAGCAAUGAGCCACCAGCAAAGAAGGCAAAGUCAUCAUCACUAAGGACCACCAACCCAUCUUCAGUGCCAUUCAAUGAGAUAAUGAAAGGAGUUCGCUUUGCUUUUAGUGGGUUCAAGAAUCCGUAUCGUGGUGAGCUUAGAGACAAGGCUCUUGCCUUGGGAGCAAAAUAUGAACCUGACUGGGGUUCGAGAUGCACUCAUUUGGUGUGUGCUUUUCCAAAUACACCAAAAUUCAAUCAAGUAAAAGCUGAACGUGGCACUGGAGUUAUUGUGCAACAAGAAUGGAUUGUUGAUUGCUACAAACGGAGAAUCAAGUUGCCUUCUAGUCGUUACACGUUUGACAGACCAGCCUCAGACUCAUCAUCUGAAUCUGACUCGGAUAACAUGGGAAUGUCAGCAAUAGCAAAGCAACGACUUCCUAAAGCAUCGCCAGUGAAACAACAUACAAAUGUGAAAACAGAUUGUGCAAGCAGUGAACAGAGAGCUACAUUGACAACUGAUCAACAAAUUCAGGACAGUAGGAAGGAAGAUGACGGAUCCAGUAAUGAGAUGUCAGACCAGAAAGUGUCGGUAGGAUCUAAAGAGACAAAGGAAGUCGAACUGAAGCCAGAACAAAAGACAAACCCUCAGACAAAGAAAAAAGCACAAGGAGCUCGAAUUCAAUAUGACACAGACAGCGAAGACACGGAUGAUGAAAUUAGAAAAGUUCAGAAUGGUGCAAGCAAAGAAUCAGAGGCAUCAAAGCAACAGCACCAAACGAAACAAAAAGCAGCUGACGUAGAGGAUGCAUCAGAUAAGGAAGGAAGAGAUGUUGAGCCAUUGCCAGACCUCUUCGCCAACCAGCAUUUCUUACUGUAUGGAGACUUUGAGGAGGCAGUUCGUCGACGAAUUGUCAAGUAUAUAAUUGCGUACAACGGUUGUGUUGAAAACUAUAUGAACAGCUCAGUUUCUUUCGUCAUCACUGCAUCAAACUGGAACGACGAGUUCGACUCGGCUCUAUCUGAUAAUGCAUCCUUGUCGUUCGUGAAGCCACAGUGGAUAUUCGAGUGUCACAAACAACAGAAACUCUUGCCACACCAGAAGUAUGCAGUCGUGCCAACAUAACAGCUCGUUGUCAUGUAACCCGUUUUCAAGUGUAACAUCUGAAUGCGUUGCAUGAAGAAACAUUGUGAUGUGCAAAUUAUCAUGUGCUCCACCCUGUUAUUGAUAUUAAUGAGGUGACAGCUAAUGUACUUCGAGUGGAUGGAUGGAUGGAUGGGUGUCAAUGUGUCUUGUACAAUGUGUCUUGUAUGAAUACAUGUGUGUAUACACGAUUACAGAGACAAGAGUUUCUUAUGUCUCAUUGUGUAUACUACGUGUCUGUCUACCAGUAGGACACAAGUCGAAGAUGAAGCACACAAAAUACGAGUUUGUCUGUUUGUUUGCCUGUCUGUGUGUCUGUCCCUGUGUCUGUCUGCCUGUGUGUCUUGUCUUUGUGUCUGUCUACUUGUCUUUGUGUCUGUCUGUGUGCCUGUCUGCUUGUCUUUGUGUCUGUCUGUCUGCCUGUGUGUCUUGUCUUUGUGUCUCUCUGCUUGUCUUUGUGUCUGUCUGUCUGUCUGUCUGUCUGCUUCUCACCUUUUCCCUCAUCUCUCUGUCCUACACACUCCUGUCAUUGUGCCUGUAAUUCCCUAACUUGUGGAUUUCCCUGCC
This is a messenger RNA of Corticium candelabrum, 2592 nucleotides long. RefSeq names its product DNA repair protein XRCC1-like. Gene Ontology annotation, cellular component: nucleus. The transcript has 19 exons. The record is from RefSeq and is a predicted model, not a curated record. Lineage: Eukaryota; Metazoa; Porifera; Homoscleromorpha; Homosclerophorida; Plakinidae. Gene Ontology annotation, biological process: base-excision repair; double-strand break repair via nonhomologous end joining; single strand break repair. Gene Ontology annotation, molecular function: damaged DNA binding. The coding region runs from base 151 to 2007 and encodes 618 amino acids.